GGUGGUUUGGAAACGCGUCAUUUCAGGUGUUAUCUCAUUGUGGAAACUGAUUUUUCAUUAAUUUGUAACCGAACAACGUACAUUCAAACUUUACAGAAUUAUUAUUCAGGUAUCUUGGACGUGAAGUAGAAACGAAAAAAUCCAUCCACAGAACUUCGACUCUGAUCAUAACAAUUAUAUGAAGAAUCAAUCAUUUAUUUAUAUUUUUUUCAGCAUCUAUUCAUUACAGAUUUCGAGUAAUAAUUCUAAUAAAUUCAAACAACCACAAGGACGUCGCGGGUUCAGCUCAUGACCGGCUGAGAGUUUCAGUCAACUGCUAGCAGCUGCUAGUAGCUUUCUGUGAAAGAGGGCGUAACCUCAAGAGACAAAGUUUGCCAGCUGAUUAUCUGGAAAUUACAUAUGUGUAAUCUGGCAACUAAAUUGAGAACUCGCCGGUCGUUCUCGAUGAGCCACAACUAUUCAAAUUACUCAUAUAAACUUUUUCAGUAUUCAUAAAAAUAACCCAGUGGAUGAUGGAAAUAUUCUAAAUUCUUCUGGAUUCCAAAAUUAAUUCCAAAUUUAGAUGAUAAACUCUCAUGCAACGAGCUCAUCGAACAGCCGAAAAGAUGAGAGCUUCCAGAGUAUACGCUACUGUACAUUGCUCUAUGCAAUGUGCGUCACCUUAUUCUCGACUCUCUUAUUUCUCUAUGGUUUUUUUCCUCUGAAUUACCAAGAUGAUGGGAUUGCAAAUAUGCACGAUGUGCCUGAUCAUGUGGAACAUAUAAGGGUCAAUAAUCAACUACUCUAUAAGCCAGUGAUAAGAAAAUUAAUUAUCAUGGUCAUUGACGGACUGAGAUGGGACUUUGUCGCUGGACCAAUUGGUAAAUCUGCAAUGCCUUUUACAAGACAAUUGAUAGGAGACAAUAGUGCCUGCCUAUUACGGACCAAGGUUGGAUUCCCCACGGUGACCAUGCCUAGAAUAAAGGCAAUAACUACUGGCUCUGCCCCAACAUUUGUGGACGUUGUUCUGAACUUUGGCAGUAAAAAGAUAUCGGGAGACAGUCUGCUUUUACAGGCAAAAAAUCAUGGCCACAAGUUAAUAUUUUACGGAGAUGAUACUUGGCUCAAAUUGUUCCCUGAUUUAUUCUAUCGCUCUGAUGGAACUACCUCAUUUUUUGUCACCGAUUAUACGGAGGUUGACAACAAUGUAACUCGACACAUUGAUACAGAGCUUAAUAAAAAAGACUGGUCCAUCAUGGUGAUGCAUUAUCUCGGACUUGACCAUAUCGGGCAUACAGGAGGCCCCCACAGUUCAUUGAUAAAACCAAAACUGAAAGAAAUGGAUGAUAUCAUUCGGAAAAUUCAGGCUUAUGUUGCUCAGUCGAAUUCUCAAAACGAGCGAACGCUUUUUGUUGUCUGUGGGGACCAUGGAAUGAGUGACUCAGGGGGUCACGGGGGCAACACACCCCAAGAAGUUUUGGUACCUCUGGUAGCGAUCGGUGCAUCCUGUCCUCAAGAAAGUGAUGAGCCUUUCGAAUUGGCCCAAGUAGAUAUUGGUAGUACACUUGCCGUUAUGCUGGGGAUUCCAAUUCCCGCAUCUAAUCUGGGGAGUAUUUCCAUUGAUCUAUUGAGAGAGCUAUCAAGCUCUGAAAGAUUAUUCAGCCUCUACUAUAAUGCCAAGCAAGUUUUCAAGCACUUCCAAAGUCUGCCAGACCACCAAGAAACAAGAGCUUACAAAGAUUAUGCUGAUGCCAUCAAGUUACAUUCAGCAUGGCUAGAGGGAAACGGCUCUACAACUGACACUGUUGAUCAAAUAACACAAUCGUAUGUAGAUGCACUUUCAGCAAUGCGCGACAAACUUACGAGCAGCAUGUCCAAAUAUGAUCUUCGCGUUAUGAUCAUUGCAAUGUUUCUGUUGUUUCAUACUUUGUACAUCGUGACGAAUACCGAACGAGAUACGAAUUUGGGGCCCGUGAAAGUUUUGCUAUUUGUUGUAGUCAAUGGAAUCCUCUGGAAGUUGCUCGAUCAUAUCUUGCCAGACGACUACGAGUCAGCCUUAUUUGCUGAUAAUACAAAUAGCAAUCUACUUCUUGGGCUUGUAACCGUAAUAUUCAUUGCUAAUUGUUGUAUUUGCGCCAACCUCCAGCUCUCUUUCAAACUCAUUAGCAAGCACAUUAAAAAUGGACCCACUGCACUGCACCUGUUGGUAUUAGGGAAUGUGUUUCAUGCGCUGAGCUUAAACAGCAGUAGUUUUGUGGAAGAGGAGCACCGUACUUGGUUUUUUUUCUGGACAACUUUCUGCAUUCUCUUAUUCUACCACAUCGCCAGAUCAAUCGUCGUACAAUCUGCAAGAUAUUAUCACUAUUCCGUUAACGCACAAAUUUGUGUGGAAAUAUUUUUCUGCUUGGUGGCGCAUGCGGUACUUAGGCAUUUGAACAGUACUGGAGAUAUGUACGCACACUUGCCUGAUAUCGCUGAUUGGCUUCAACAAGAGGAAAGCAAAAUCAGCAUGACCGUUCUUCUGGUUUUUGCUUUGGGAUUCUUAGUCUGGUUGGGAUACACUUAUGAGGAAAUAAAAUAUAGAAAAUGUUUAUUGAUGUUGAAUACCUCUGUCGCAAUUUGCAUAUAUCUUCGACACAUGGUCAUUGAAACGGUGUUGGUGCUGCCAUUUUACCCUGCCUCUAGGGGUAUCUACGAGGUGCACGUCUUCUGGUUACUGAUCUCAAUAUAUUGGAGCAUCGCCUUACUCAGAUUGGGUAUAACAAUAAUAACUAAUAGGAGGAAUUUUCUAUCGUUGCUUCUAAGGUUCAUCAUAGAAUUUUGGGUUACGGUUACGGCGAUGUUACACAGACCUUACAAUGUGGUAUUGUUACCUAUUCAACUUUUAUUCAGCAUUGUAAUUCACCGAGCCCUGAGGGGCUCCGAUAGUCGUGAUAUCGUUGUUCACAUUCAUUACUGGCUUGGCAACAUAUUUUAUUUUUAUCAGGGUAAUUCUAAUAACUUGUCGACAAUCGAUGUCGCUGCAGGAUACGUAGGGAUGGAAAGUUAUAAUCCAUACGUGACAGGCCUCUUCUUGGCUAUUAACACAUAUUCUGCUCCUGUAUUAGCCUACUUGACACUUAUUUAUGGCGUGACACGCAAUCAUAAGAAACAACAAGUGCAAAGAAUUGGGAUUUCCGUCUACAAAGAGGAGGUCGAGGAUGAAGCAAGUGGGGAAAUGCCAUCAAUGAUUAAUAACGGCGGGAAUGAAAAAAGUAAAUGUCGUCAUCAGUUUUAUUGUCAUUUUGUGGCUUGCCAUAAAAAACGGUCACUACGUCCGUGCGGAUUUAUUAUCUUUGUAAAAAAUAUUGCCGAUCCUAUUUGUCUAGGCUCUAGGCAAAAGUAGGAACAAUCUCAAAAUUUGUUUGUUCAAUUCAUAGUGUGUCUUAAUACUCGUAGGUAAUCGAUCUGAGAUUCCAAAUACAUAACUUUUAUGAUGAGUCGCAUAACGAAGGCUGAAGGAACAAAAGAAUUUUGUGAAAUAAUGAAUUGUUUUGCUCAAGGCCCUGACGUUACAUUUAACGUACGGUAUGUGCUAUUCGAAUUUACUGGAAGCCACAACUCCACGUUCAGGAUCGGUGGCACAUUUUUAUGCGAACAUUUCGAUCCGGAUUAUUAUUCUAAAUGGUAUGAAGAAUUCUAUGAGGAUCAUAAGAAUAAAUUCCCUAUUGAAUCUGUGACGAUUUACGUUAAUGAUUCACUGCCUCCAUCAUUUUUGGAACUGUUUACCAAAUAUUUUUCACGAAUAACACCUG
Molecule: messenger RNA, 3773 nt
Organism: Athalia rosae (coleseed sawfly)
Lineage: Eukaryota; Metazoa; Arthropoda; Insecta; Hymenoptera; Athaliidae
Product: GPI ethanolamine phosphate transferase 2-like
Exons: 16
Coding region: 563-3364 (933 amino acids)
Biological process (GO): GPI anchor biosynthetic process
Cellular component (GO): endoplasmic reticulum membrane
Source: RefSeq, a predicted model, not a curated record